UAAUUAAUUCCUUUGAGCGUGAACUUCUCUGAAGCCCAACUAGUCGACUCACGUUGUCUCCAUCUUCCCAGUCAAGAAAGCGAGAGAAGCUCUCUUUUCCCUUUUUCCAUUUUCCAUCCAACUAAACACAAAUCUCCCUAUCUUUCUUUCACUCCAUCACCGUACCUUCCUCCGAUUCUAGGGUAGCUUCUUUGUUUUUUUACUCUCCCCACCAAACCCCCCCUUCAUCAAGCAAUCGGUAACAAUCGGAAACAAUUGUUAGAGCUUUGAGAUUUUUCUUUCCUAUUUUUGUGUUAUUGUAAUUAGGGCGUAGAGCCGGCCAAGUCGACUCGGGAUAAUGUUCUUCUCGGGCGAUCCAUCGACUCGGAAGCGAGUCGAUUUGGGGGGCCGGAGUUCGAAGGAAAGGGAUAGGCAGAAGCUUCUGGAGCAGACGAGGUUGGAGCGCAACCGGCGCUUGUGGUUACGCCAGCAAAACUCGGCCGCGCUCAAAAUCCAGAAAUGCUUCAGAGGGAGGAAGGCAGUGAAAGCUGAACAUUUUAAGGCGCGAGAGCAUUUCUAUGAAACCUAUGGGAAGCACUGCCAAAAUGUAAACAGGCAUUGUUUUGGCCCAGACUCAGAGUUCCUCCGUCAGUUACUUUUUUUCUUUAAUGCACAAAAUGCUGGUGAUUUUGCAAUCCUUGUGGAGACAUGCCGAUUACUUCUGCAAUUUGUUCGUGAUAGUGAUCACGCAACAGGGAACAUUGCAGGCCUCUUUGCCGGCAAGGAUUAUUCAUCCAACAGAACCUUGGUGGACUACAGAGUGAAGCAACUUGCAUAUGCUUGUAUUCAGGCUGUGCAUCAGAAUAGAAAUUGGUUAGAGGAGCAAGUAUUGAUGUCGCCUGAGGAAUCUAGCACAUCAACGAGUCUCUUGCUAGAAACAGUAGUUUUAUUGAUAAAUCCAAAACUUCCAUGGGCUUGUAAUAUAGUUGGCUAUCUAUUGCAAAGAAAUACAUUCACCCUAUUUAGAGAGAUUGCACUUACAUGGAAGGAAAGUACUAAGACCGGUAAUGCCAUUGGUACAGUUUUGUCAUUGGAGCAUGUGCUUGGCCUUAUAAUUCCUCACGUUGGUCAGAAGCCAUGUACUUGUCCAAAUACCUACCCACAAUCGAGUUUCUCAUCCCAGAUUCUUACAAUUCCUUUCUUGUGGCAGCUUUUCCCAUACUUAAAAGAGGUUUUUGCAAGUCGGGGGCUUAGCCAACAUUACAUACAUCAGAUGGCAUUUUGUAUGCAAAAUAGUGCUAAUAUACUUCCUAAUGAUGUAUCCGCUGAAUAUCCUAGUUAUGCCUGCCUUCUUGGGAAUAUUUUAGAAACUGCUGGUGUUGCUUUAUCACAGCCCAACUGCUCAUUUGAAAUGGCUGUGGACCUUGCUGCUGUUACAACGUUUUUGUUGGAGACACUUCCUUCCAUGAAAUCAUCUAGCAGAGAGAGUAAAGAAAGUUCCAUGCUGGUUGAGGAUGACACAGUUGCAGGUGAUGAAGCAAUAGAAAUAGGUUUGAAUAAGGAUUUGGAACGACAAAUAUGCAAUGCUAUAGAUCCUCGAUUUCUUCUGCAAUUGACAAAUUUGUUAUUUGGAGGAAUUUCUCUUGCCGGUGGUUCACACGAUGGACCUGAUGAUAAGGAGGUGGCAGCUGUCGGUGCAGCUUGUGCUUUUCUGCAUGUCACUUUUAACACUUUACCUCUUGAGCGAAUCAUGACUGUACUAGCUUACAGAACUGAACUUGUUCCUGUGCUUUGGAAUUUUAUGAAGCGGUGCCAUGAGAAUCAGAAAUGGUCAUCCUUGUCACAGCAGUUUGCAUAUCUGUCUGGAGAUGCACCUGGUUGGCUAUUGCCCCUGGCUGUUUUCUGUCCUGUGUACAAGCACAUGCUUAUGAUAGUUGAUAAUGAGGAGUUCUAUGAGCAGGAGAAACCACUAUCAUUGAAGGAUAUUAGAUGCCUUAUAAUUAUUCUAAGACAGGCGCUAUGGCAGCUUCUAUGGAUCAAUCCUGCAACACCAGCUAAUUCUGUGAAACUCGCCGCCAACACCUCUACUAAUAAGAGGCAUCCUGAAGAAUUCAUUCAAGAAAGGGUUAGCGUUGUAGCCUCUGUGCUCCUCUCACAGUUGCAAGACUGGAACAAUAGACGGCAAUUUACAUCCCCCAGUGACUUCCAUGCUGAUGGUGUUAAUGAAUUUUUCAUUUCCCAGGCUCUAAUAGAAAAUACCCGAGCAAAUGAUAUAUUGAAGCAAGCUCCUUUCUUGGUGCCAUUUACAAGCAGGGUUAAAAUAUUCACUUCACAGUUAACGGCAGUUCGGCAAAGACAAGAGUCUCAUUCUGUUUUUACUAGGAACCGAUUCAGAAUACGAAGGGAUCAUAUUUUAGAAGAUGCCUAUAACCAGAUGAGUGCAUUGUCUGAAGAGGAUCUUCGAGGAGUUAUUCGUGUAACGUUUGUCAAUGAAUUUGGGGUUGAGGAGGCUGGUAUUGAUGGUGGUGGAAUUUUCAAAGAUUUCAUGGAGAAUAUUACUCGAGCAGCUUUUGAUGUCCAGUAUGGUUUAUUUAAGGAAACAGCUGAUCACCUGCUCUACCCUAACCCUGGAUCUGGAAUGAUACAUGAACAACAUCUCCAAUUUUUCCAUUUUCUUGGAAGUCUUCUGGCAAAGGCUAUGUUUGAAGGGAUUCUUGUUGAUAUUCCAUUUGCAACAUUCUUCUUGAGCAAAUUAAAGCAGAAGUACAAUUAUCUGAACGACUUACCUUCAUUGGACCCGGAACUGUAUCGCCAUCUUAUUUUCUUGAAGUGGGUUCCUGGUGAUGGGGAGCCCACUCCUCUGAGUCGUAUGUUACCGGAUGAAUUCACUAUGUCAGAUUGGGUCUUCCGCAAGCAUUAUGAAGGUGACAUUUCAGAUUUAGAACUGUACUUUGUUAUUGUCAAUAAUGAAUAUGGAGAGCAGACUGAAGAAGAGCUACUUCCUGGAGGAAAGAACUUGCGUGUUUCCAAUGAGAACGUUAUUACAUUUAUACAUCUUGUGGCCAAUCACCGUUUGAAUUUUCAGAUACGUCAACAAAGUUCUCAUUUCUUGAGGGGGUUUCAGCAGCUUAUACAGAAAGAUUGGAUUGACAUGUUUAAUGAGCAUGAACUUCAGCUUUUGAUAUCAGGUUCAGUUGACAGCUUGGAUGUUGAUGAUCUAAGAUUGAAUACCAAUUAUGUAGGCGGCUAUCAUAAAGAACAUUACAUCGUAGAGAUGUUCUGGGAAGUUCUGAAAAGCUUUUCAUUGGAAAAUCAGAAGAAAUUUUUGAAGUUUGUCACUGGGUGCUCUCGAGGACCCCUUCUUGGAUUCAGAUAUCUCGAGCCUUUAUUUUGCAUACAAAGGGCUGCUGGUAUUGCCUCUGAGGAGGCUCUUGACCGGUUACCAACAUCAGCUACUUGUAUGAAUCUUCUAAAGCUUCCACCAUAUAGAAGCAAAGAGCAACUGGAAACGAAGUUGCUAUAUGCUAUAAAUGCAGAUGCUGGUUUUGAUUUGAGCUGAUUGACCAACUAUGCCAAAUGGAAGUGGAGAAGAAUACGGUCAUUAGAUAUGGUAUUUACCAUUUUAAAGUUAUAUAACUCUCCACUCUUGGGGGAAGUGUUGAUAACCACAAGAGCUUCCUAGGAGACUUUGAAGAUGUUAAAGGCAGAUUGGAGGCUGAAUAAAAGGGCAUGUAAGUUAUGAUUCCCAGCCAGCCUGCUUAUUCGAGUUUAAAAUGUACAUAUGUGGGAUAAUCUGCAAAAUGGAUGGAGGCAUUCUAAAGCCUACACAUGCAAGACCAUUGCUAGAUGGUCAUAUAAAUGUCAUCAUUUUGUAGAUUGUAAAUCUUUUAAAACUUGGAUUGACAUAUUUCUGUAAAUGAGAAGGGAUGACACUGCAUGUAUAAGUAGUAGGGGUUUGUAGGAUGUUUAGGCAGUGUUCUCAUUUUUUUUUUUACCCUCAUUUUCUAACCUUUUAAAUAUAUGAUGAUGGUGUAAAUGACACAUCUCUGAUAGUCUGCAUGGAGCUUAAAUGUUCCUUAGAAGCAGCAGCUGCAAUUCUCAUUGUUGCAAAAGACAGGUGUAGAAUCAAUGAUUUCAAUAACGUUGUGUGGCCAUAAUAAAUGAUAUUUAUUCUUGAA
This is a messenger RNA of Juglans microcarpa x Juglans regia, 4157 nucleotides long. Its product is annotated as E3 ubiquitin-protein ligase UPL6. Bases 338 to 3538 code for a protein of 1066 amino acids. Gene Ontology annotation, molecular function: ubiquitin protein ligase activity. Gene Ontology annotation, biological process: ubiquitin-dependent protein catabolic process; protein polyubiquitination. The transcript has 27 exons. The record is from RefSeq and is a predicted model, not a curated record. NCBI's taxonomy places the organism in Eukaryota, Viridiplantae, Streptophyta, Magnoliopsida, Fagales, Juglandaceae.